Temnothorax curvispinosus is the source of this 2121-nucleotide messenger RNA. RefSeq lists its product as uncharacterized. Bases 1 to 2121 code for a protein of 706 amino acids. The transcript has 2 exons. Lineage: Eukaryota; Metazoa; Arthropoda; Insecta; Hymenoptera; Formicidae. The record is from RefSeq and is a predicted model, not a curated record.
AUGAAGGCACAAGUUCGAAUAGCCGACCGGUUCGGUGCGUUUCAUACCGUACGCGCGUUGGUAGAUCAGGGCUCCGAGGCAUCGUUCGCAUCCGAGUCGCUCGCACAGCGCCUUCGAUUACAACGCGUGGCUACAAAAGUCAGAGUUUUUGGCAUCGGCGGGGAGCAGACGGGCGUGGCGCGUGGGGCCUUGAACAUCGAGAUUUUACCGGCAACUGGGAGCAGCAGGAUUUCCAUUCACGCACUGAUCCUGCCUCGGUUAACCGCGUAUGCAGGAGCGACGGAGGUCGGGGCGAAAACGUGGGCCCAUCUGACGGGCUUGACUUUAGCGGAUUCGGAAUACACUUCCAACGAGCCCAUUGAGCUGCUGCUCGGUGCGGAAGUCUUCUCGAAUAUACUGCAGGAGGGCGUCCGUAGGGGCGGCCCUCGAGAACCUGUGGCGCAGGAAACCUCAUUGGGUUGGCUUAUUUCCGGCAUCGCGGAUACCGCUGCCCAGACGGUACGAGCUACCGUUCACCACUGCGCAUCCAACGAUAAACUAACUAAAAUGGUGAGGCUCUUCUGGGAGCAGGAGGAGCUGCCGCGAGCCGCGGCCCCCCUCACUCCAGAUGAACAGGCCUGCGAGGACUUGUUCCUUAACGCUCACUCUCGUUCCUCCGACGGCAGAUACACCAUGCGGUUGCCUCUGAGAAGUUCCCUGCCAGACCUCUCGGGGACGCGUCACAAUGCCGUACGCUCACUGUUCCGGAUGGAGGCACGAUUCCAGCGUGAUGUCGACCUGCAACAGCAAUACGUGCAAUUCAUACGGGAAUACGAAUCACUACAGCACAUGACAUCCGUUGCGAACCACCAGGAUGCUCCUCGUAGGGUAUGCUACGUUCCACAUCAUGGCGUCCUCAAGGCAGCGAGCACCACCACCAAACUUCGGGUUGUCUUCAACGGCUCCUCUUCAUUGCCUUCGGGAGAGUCGUUAAACGAUCAUCUGCUGGUGGGACUCAAUCUCCUGCCGGCGCUAGCUGACAUCCUCCUCCGUUGGCGGUGGCAUCUCUACGUUUUUGUCACCGACAUCGUCAAAAUGUACCGACAGAUCGUGGUGCAUCCGGACUGUGAUCUGCAACGGAUUGUGUGGCGAUACGAUCCGCAGAUGACCAUUGUCGAAUUCAUACUACUCACGGUCACUUACGGCUUGGCGUGUGCUCCAUUCCUCGCCAUCCGUACGCUGAAGCAACUGGCCAAGGAUGAAAGAGCUCGGUACCUGAUAGGCGCAGAGACUCUCGAAGACGACACGUUCGUCGACGACGUCACCUCGGGGGCCUCCACGCUCACUAAGGCGCUCAAGAAACGAGACGAGCUAAUUAGCAUUUGCAAGGCGGGCGGCUUCCCGCUGAAGAAAUGGGCUGCGAAUGACGCGGCUCUGUUAAAAGGCAUUCAACCCGAAGAUCGACUCCAGGAUGCCCAACGCCCUUGGCACGUCCAGGAUUCCCAAUCCUUGCUUGGAGUCCUCUGGAAUCCUAGUAGAGAUGACUUCUCAUUCUCCAUCAAGGCGAAGGAAAUGACGCAAGUCACCAAACGAACAGUGCUGUCACUUACGGUACAGUUGUUCGACCCACUGGGCUGGCUCGCUCCGGUGGUGAUUCGGGCUAAGCUAUUCAUCCAGACUGCAUGGAUGCAGGGACUCGACUGGGACACUCCAAUGCUUGCCGAGGAUGCCGAUCGCUGGAGAGACUUCCAUAAGGAGCUACCGGUCCUGGAGAACGUGCGCAUUCCGCGUUGGAUGAAACAUGGACCGCCCGGGAGUCUGCUAGAACUACACGGUUUCGCGGACGCCUCCAAGCGGGCGUAUGCGGCGGUACUCUACUUGCGUGCUGAAACAGAGAACGGCAUAGUCACUACUCUGGUGUGCGCAAAAACAAAGGUCGCCCCGCUCAAGAAAAUCUCCCUAGCCAGAUUGGAGCUCUGCGCUGCGGAUCUCUUAACGAGACUCACCGAACACACACUUACUGUUUUUCAGUUCACGAUUCCGGCACAUCUAUGGUCCGACUCCGAAGUGGUCCUCGCCUGGAUCAGGUCGCACCCAGCGCUGUGGAAGACGUUCGUGGCCAACCGCGUGACAAGCAUCUAG